GCCGGCUGCUAUUCCACACGUCUCGGCAGACGUCUCCUUUUCAGUUUGACUUUUCCUGCCCUCGCGAUCGAAGUCGCGAGUAGCACAGCACGGGCCUACGGCGCUUGUAAUCGCCUCGAGUAAAACUUCCAGUCCUCCGCAGUCAACUCGGAGCCAUGCAGCUAUCGAGAUAGCGACGAGCGACACACAGUAAUUGAGCCAGGAACGACUUAAUUAGCGAUCCCGAGUGCGGCGGCCUAGUGGUGCGUGAAAACGAAUGCUGAGCGCGUUCGGGCGACCUAUGCCACUUACCGGAAUAAUAAAAUGACGAGACUGCUGGUGUUGUGCGCGCUGCUGGCGUGCCUACUGCUGGACCAAGCUCACGCCUGGGACAACGAGGAGCUCGAGGUCUUCGACGUCGUCGAGGAGGUCAAUCAGAACUUUUACGAGCUGCUCGGCGUGCCGCAGAAUGCCAAUUCUUCAGAUAUUAAGAGAGCUUUUCGUAGGCUAUCAUUAGUACUUCAUCCAGACAAAAAUAGUGCAGAUGAUGCUGAAGUACAGUUCAGAAAUCUGGUAUCGGUUUACGAUGUACUCAAAGAUUCAAAGAAAAGAGAGUAUUACAAUAAUGUUCUCAUCAAUGGAUUGCCAAAUUGGCGAUCUGCUGUAUAUUAUUACCGUCAUGUACGGAAAAUGGGUAUUUUGGAGCUUAGCAUUAUUUUAUUCAUUAUUAUAACUAUUGGACAGUAUCUAGUAGCAUGGGCUGCUUAUUUUGAAAAAAGAUAUACUUACGAACAAGUAUUAGGUAGCAAACUUCAAAAGCUACAAAAAAAGAAUAGAAAAGGUAAAAUGGAUGUACCAGAUUUAGCAGAAAUUUUAGAGAAGAUUCCUACACCUAGUAUGUGGAAUACACUUCCAUUUCAAUUACCAAAAUGGACAUAUUGUUCAAUUGUUGGCAUUCCAUCUGCUAUUCGUAAUUUAAAUAGAAUAUUAGAAGAGAGGAAACAACGGAAAAAGCAAGAGGAAGAAGAAGCUCUAGCUCAAGAAGAAGAACCAGAACCAGAACCUGUACCACGUGGUCCUCGACGACGAAGACAAGGCUUCACACCUCAAGAACGCAGUGAAUAUCAACAGAAGCAACAAGUAAUUAGAAAUAGUUAUGUUAAACCUAUUGUGGAAACAGAAAAACCUAGGGUUAGCGGUGGUUUGUGGACUGAUGAUGAUAUUUUAGAACUUAUCAAAUUAGUAAAAAAGUAUCCAGGAGGGACACCUGAUCGAUGGGAGAAAAUAGCAGACUUGAUGAAUCGUACUGUUUUUGAAGUAACUCACAUGGCCAAAAAAGUUAAAGAUGAAGGUUUAAAACCCACUCAACCAUCAGACGAUGUUGUAAUUGAAGAAGCACCAAAAAAAGUGAAAACUAGGGCUGAAGUUGUUGAGUCCUUGACUGAAUGGAGUCAAGAACAACAAAAAGCCCUGGAAGCUGCUUUGUUGAAGUAUCCAAAAGGAGCUUCAACCGACAGAUGGGAGAAAAUAGCUGCUUGUAUUGAAGGAAAAACAAAGGAAGAAUGUCAAGCACGUUAUCGAUACUUAGUUGAAAUUGUGAAAAAGAAAACUACACAGUGAUAGUGUCAAAUUUAACAGACAGUAAUUUAGUACUUUUUUACUAAAAAGUUGAACUUGGUGCUGUCAGUUUGUUGUGUUACCAAAUGUCUACUAAUUAAUUUAAAAAAUAUGAAUCGUGCUCUGAUGUUAAUGUAUUUUGUUAUACCUGUUGAUAAUGUAUUUACUGGAGACAAAUUUUAAAACUAAUAUAUUCACAUGAAAUUUCUUUAAACUUAGCUUUUUAUUUUAUAGAGCUCUUGAAUAGCAAUUUAUUUCAAUUUUCAGUGAAUUAAGAAUUAUCAAGUUUUCACUUGAUUUCUAACUCAUGUAUUUUCUUUAAGUAUUUUAUAAAGCUGACGUAUUUAUGUAUAAUAUGCUGUAAAAAUUCAUUCAAAUAUUUUAUACGCAGUAAAAACGUAAUAUAUGUAAUGGUUAAAUUUAAAAAAGAAAUCUAUGAGGUGGAAAAAUAGAAUUAAACAAUAAUUUUUUUAAACA
Messenger RNA from Trichogramma pretiosum, 2073 nucleotides. Its product is annotated as dnaJ homolog subfamily C member 1. The coding region runs from base 304 to 1599 and encodes 431 amino acids. The record is from RefSeq and is a predicted model, not a curated record. Gene Ontology annotation, cellular component: endomembrane system. Lineage: Eukaryota; Metazoa; Arthropoda; Insecta; Hymenoptera; Trichogrammatidae. The transcript is spliced from 6 exons.